This is a messenger RNA of Dovyalis caffra, 1107 nucleotides long. Lineage: Eukaryota; Viridiplantae; Streptophyta; Magnoliopsida; Malpighiales; Salicaceae. The record is from the annotation of a GenBank genome assembly.
AUGGCAUCACUAGGCACCCCAAAAACAUGGAUUCCAUACGUGAACAAUAAAGACUGUUCUCAAGGAUUUUGUAGCUUAUAUUGCCCACAAUGGUGCUACAUCAUUUUCCCUCCUCCACCUCCUUCUGAAUUCCCUGAUGACAAUUCAAGUCCAAAUUUUUCUCCUCUUGUCAUCGCCAUUAUAGGCAUACUGGCCAGUGCUUUCCUUCUAGUAAGUUACUACACCAUAAUAUCUAAAUACUGUGGAAACAAUGAUUCUGCAAGGAGAAGGGAUCAAAAUCAUGGCCAAAAUGAGGAAUUUGAGGACGAUCAGAACCCAUCUCUCCACGAGCCUUGGCAUGCUGCAACAACUGGCUUAGAUGAGGCUCUUAUAAGGUCCAUCACAGUAUGCAAGUACAAAAAGGGAGAUGGUUUGAUUGAAGGGACAGAUUGCUCAGUUUGUCUCAGCGAAUUUCAAGAAGACGAGAGCAUAAGGCUUUUGCCUAAGUGCAGCCAUGCUUUCCAUUUACCUUGCAUUGAUACAUGGCUCCGGUCUCACUCGAAUUGCCCAUUGUGUCGUGCCAACAUUGUUUUCUUUAGUGCUUCCUUGCCUCAGUUGCCUCCUCCAGUGACUGAAACCCUUCAAGGCAACGAUUCUUUGCAGGACAGCCAACGAGCUAAUGAAAACGUGGCUGUUACACAAGACACAGAAAGGGUUGCUAGAGAUGAGCAAGUGAUGCAGAAUCCUGCGGGGGCUCCAAAGACUCCCUUGCGCGUAUUUAGUGAUUUGGGGAACUUGGAAGAGAGAGAUACCAUAAUUGAGAUGCGAGAUAUUGAUGGAUAUCAACGCAUUAGGAGAUCAGUUUCAAUGGAUCAUCCAUGUCAAAGCCACGCUUCCGUCGCUGAUAUUUUGCAGACGAAUCAGGAUGAAGUUGUUCAAGUAGAAGACUGUUCGGGAGAGGUGGGAUCAUCAAAACAUUCAGCAGAAGUCAGCAAAUGCAUGUCCAGCAGCAGAAGAGUCAUGCAUUGUGUACUCAAUCCUGUUACCAUGAAGAGAUCAUUUUCUAGCGGAAGAUUCUUCCUCACUGGGCAUGGAAGAAGAGUACGUGAGACCAUUAGUCCUGUUUAA